CCGUGUCCACCGCUCCUCUCCUUGGUCUACUGUAGCUACGAAGAUGAUAACGUCACCCCCAAAUAAAACUUUUCUACCAGAGCCGCCGCGGCUUCCUCUCCCAGUUUUCGCGUUCUCAAGCUUCGUACGAUGCUCGAUUGAGCUCUCUCUCUCUCUCUCUCUCUCGCGCGCGCGCUCCAACUUUGGGAAUUUUCCAAGUUUUUUUAUUAUUUUUAGGAGUUGGGUCUCAUGCAAUUUGUCGAUUUGGGGAAGGAUCGAGCUUAAAUUGGGCUCAAAAUGAGUUUUUUGGGGCGUUUAUGCCUGUAGAUUUGGGUGGUUAUAUGCUUAGGUUUCUCUAUUUGUGGAUCGGUUUCUACUGGGUUUAUUUUGCCUGGAAUGAAUCUGAAACAUAGGAGACCCCGCUUUUUUGAUUUGUUUUGAAUUAAUUGGAGUUUGAGAAGUGGGCUUUGCUCAAUUUGGCCGUUUGGAAAUGGGGAUUUACUAGUUCGGCUUCAAAUUUUGAUUUUUGUUGGAGUUUCGUCCUCAAAUUUGUGCUUAGAUGGCUCUAAUCCUUUUGGGUCUAGUGAUUUUGUUGCAAUCACCUCGGAUUUUGGUUUCUGGAUCGAUUCAGAGCCUCGCAAAGGUUUGUGGGGAUGAUCAGGUUGUUUACUUGGAAGAUUCUGAUGGGUACCAUCUUUCCCUCAAUCAGAGUAGGAUUGAGGAUCCUGUUCUUGCUUGUGAGAUGCUAAAAUCCUAUUUGGUGGAUGGUUGCUUCCUCUGCGACUCGCAAUCAUCCAAAGAAUGGUUAAGGAUCAGUAAAAAGUAUUGCGGUGGCAACUUUGAUUUGUUUCACCAUGAGGAUUGCAAGCCUAAUUCUGCGGGUUUUCAUCAAAAGGUGUCGAGGAAACUUUUACUGCGAGUGCCAGUAAAUGCCUCAAACCUAAAAUACCCUAGCGAGAUAAGUGAUUCAAAGAGAGAUGUGCAAGAUCAUAAUGUUUCCUCAGAAUCAGAUGAUAACUCUCUGGCCGUACCAGGAAUGAUCCUUUUAUGUGUUGGUUUUCUCUGUCCAUGCUUUCGCCCAAGAAAGAGAGAUACAGGCGACCAUAAUGUUAUCUCCAGUCAGCUGAAUCCAGUGGAUUCUGUUUCAUCCGUUGAAGUAAGCUCGUCGUCGGAAAGGACUGUGGCAGGCUCACUAAGAGUCCCUCCGAGUCCAUCUAGAUUUUCAAUGUCCCCACAGCUGAGUAGAAUUGGAUCGGUACAUCUCACCAUCCAUCAGAUUUUUAAGGCUACGCAGAACUUUUCACCUGCCUUUAAGUUAGGUGAAGGAGGAUUUGGAACCGUUUACAGGGCUGUUUUGCCAGAUGGCCAAGAAGUUGCUAUUAAGCGAGCAAAGAAGGAACAAUUUCCAGCUUCUCGAGAUGAAUUCAGUAAUGAAGUUGAGCUGCUUUCAAAAAUUGAUCAUAGGAACUUAGUGAGAUUACUAGGUUUUGUCGAUAAAGGAAAUGAGCGCAUUAUCAUUACCGAGUUUGUUCCAAAUGGUACUCUUAGAGAGCACUUGGAUGUUCAACGGGGGAAGAUCCUAGAUUUCAACCAACGGCUGGAAAUAGCUAUUGAUGUUGCUCAUGCACUGACCUAUCUCCAUCUUUACGCAGAAAAGACAAUAAUUCAUCGAGAUGUGAAGUCAUCCAACAUUCUUCUUACUGAUAAUUACAGAGC
Ananas comosus (pineapple) is the source of this 1695-nucleotide messenger RNA. RefSeq names its product calmodulin-binding receptor-like cytoplasmic kinase 3. Gene Ontology annotation, molecular function: protein kinase activity; ATP binding. Gene Ontology annotation, biological process: protein phosphorylation. The record is from RefSeq and is a predicted model, not a curated record. NCBI's taxonomy places the organism in Eukaryota, Viridiplantae, Streptophyta, Magnoliopsida, Poales, Bromeliaceae.